Molecule: messenger RNA, 1437 nt
Organism: Aspergillus terreus NIH2624
Lineage: Eukaryota; Fungi; Ascomycota; Eurotiomycetes; Eurotiales; Aspergillaceae
Product: glycosyltransferase family 69 protein
Exons: 1
Coding region: 1-1437 (478 amino acids)
Source: RefSeq, a predicted model, not a curated record
AUGUUAUGGGUGCGCGCCAAACUUCUCCUGGCCAGGCUACUCCGCCGACCCCCUUCGUCAGGGUAUUUCUUGCUUCCCCGGUCACCUUGGCAUGGUAGAGCUAUCUUUGCCCGGAGACCGAGUACUCCGUACCGUUAUAUCCUGCUGCUUCUCUGGAUAGCAGUAACAAUCAUUUUGUGUGAUAUUAUGCUAACAUUUAUCUUCUGGCCUUCCUACACUCACCUUCCACCUUGCUAUAAGAAGCUCACAAAAGCAGUUUCCACUUCUGAUGCCCCCGGACGGGGAAACACCCACAGUGAAAAAGUAUUUAUCGCCGCUAUUUUGUACGAUCCUCAUGGGGAGUACGCCGGCGGUCAAUGGGGCGAAGCGCUCGAGCAGCUGAUCGACCUACUCGGCCACGACAACGUCUUCCUCAGUCUGUACGAGAACAACAGUGGGAAAGAGGGCAAGCAAGCCCUCGAGACCCUAACGCGGCGAAUCCCAUGCAAUAAGUCUAUCGUGAUCGAUGUCGAUGAGCAUAUUACCUUCGACACCUUCCCUCGCGUCACAUUCCCUAACGGAGAGAGACGCAUCAAGCGCAUUGACUACCUAGCUGCACUACGGAACCGCGCUCUGCAGCCUCUCGAGAAACAGAAUCACGUUAAAUACGACAAAUUCCUCUACGUUAACGAUGUCUACUUCAAUCCCGUCGAAGUCCUCCAGCUCCUCUUUUGCACAAACGCCCGCGACGCGCAGACUACUCUAGCCUACCGGGCCGCUUGCGCCGUGGACUUUAGCAACCCUUUUAAAUUCUACGAUAACUACGCUACCCGUGACCUGGCAGGAUACGGUAUCGGCUUUCCGUUUUUCCCCUGGUUCACGACAGCAGGGCACGGAAUAAGUCGGAAGGAUGUGCUAGCAGGCCGGGACGCCGUGCGCGUGCGCAGCUGCUGGGGCGGGAUAGUCGCGUUCAAUGCGUGGUUUUUCCAGAAAGAAUACCCUGUGCGGUUCCGCGCUGUCGACGAAUUAUUCUGGGAUGCGUCGGAGUGUUGUCUCGUGCAUGCGGAUUUGCAGGAUGCGCCGGAUGAUGUAGGCGAGAUACAGGAUACGGGGGUGUAUAUGAAUCCGUUUGUACGGGUGGCGUACACGCCGACGACGCUGAUGUGGCUGGGAACUACAAGGCGGUUUGAGCGGUUAUAUGCGCGUGCGCAUGAUCUGCUAAAUAAGAUUGCCGGGCUGCCGUUGUAUAAUCCUCGAAGGGCGGAGGUGCCAGGAACGAAAGUACAGAGGGAGGUAUGGAUGCCGGAUAAGGAAGGCCAGAGUGGUGGCUCGUUUCGGAUGGUGGAGGUUACGGCAGGGAAUGAUGGGUUCUGUGGCCGACGAGGAAUGGAAGUGGUUGUGGAAGAUAGAAGACCAGACCAGAAUGGGUUUGAAGCUCUACCUCUUCCGUCUCUAUAA